AAAAGAUUUUCAUUUGAACAGCAUCGAAAAUUCGGAUCGGUGCGGUAUUAUUUUGAAUCUAAGUCGGGUCUUAAAGUGAAUCAUUCAAAGUCGUUUGAUAGAAAUAGAAUUUUUUUGAGUGUCUAAUUCUGUGUCGCAAAAAACAUAAAGAAGUGUGAAAAUAAGAAACAACAGAGAUGAAGAAAAGCACAACAGCCGUUAUGGCAUUUCCAUUUGUUUAUUGGAUCAUCAUCCUACUCAGCGCAGGUAUCCUCGAUGCUCGAACAACAGGGAAUAUACGUGAACUUGCUGGAACUCCAAAUGGUCUAGUACCACGAACUAGUUUUACAUGUAGCGGCCGACCACCAGGAUACUAUGCAGAUGUAGAAACUGAUUGUCAAGUUUAUCAUUUAUGCGAACAAGGACGACAAUAUAGCUAUACAUGUCCAAAUGCCACACUUUUUCAACAGCGAAUGCUUGUUUGUGAUCAUUGGUACAUGGUUAACUGCUCAAAAUCGGAAGAAAAUUAUAGAUUUAAUGAUUUGAUUGGACAGAGGGAUCAACCUUUCGUAUCAGACAUUGAUGUACAGAACAGAACACCACGAUCAGACAUUCUUGAUCGACCAUAUGCACCCGAUUAUAAAGGAGAAAGUUUCAGGAAGCAAAUAGUACAGAGCAAUUUCCCAUCGUUGCAAAAUGCAAUUAGUGGAAUUGACUUAUCUAAGAAUAUAAAUAGAAAGUACGAGAUUCUUGAGACUCAAGCAUCAAGUAACAUCCUCCCACCACAAAUCGACUCGAACUCGUUGGACCCAACAUUAUUGCCAGCAUCUGAAGAAUUUCCACAAUUUGAUAAGUUCAAUGACAGACGAAAUGCAUUCUCAGGAGAAUCUGAAGAAUCAAAUGGAAAGGGACUUUUACCACCUCCAACAGGAUUUGAACCUCCACGAGUCUUACCUAAUAGCAAUGAUCAGUUCCGUGCAACUGAAGAACGACGAUUAAGAGAUCUUGGACUUCCAUUAGCAACACCAACGAGACCAACAAGAACGAAAGCUUCACAACCAACAGCACAAAAUGUCAAACAAGGCACAAAAAAGCCAGGUUCACAGACAUUUAAUCCAGACAAAAAUUAUGCAGCAUUUGAACAUUUCUUCCCAUCUGGAAAAGCUACUCAUGAUGAUUAUGACUUUUCAAAAUAUUUCCCAAGAAGAGAAGGUGUUCAAACCACAAGAAAAGCAGCAACAUCCAAUUUCAAUGCUCGAUUCAAUAAUGAUAAUAAUAAGAAAUCUCCAGUUGGACCUCCAGCUACACAAAGACCAACACAAUUCAAUAGCGGAGUCAAUAGAAAUGUUCAAAGACCAGUAGCAACAACAGCAAGACCAGUGGUUAGACAACAGCCAAUUGUUGUAGCAACAAAAGCACCAGUGACAUUUAAAGCAGUAGCAACAACGAAAGCAACGCCGAGAGUUAAUAAGCCAGUCACACCCGCUAGCAUAAAAGUAGCUGCUCCAGUUAAAGUUACAACACAAGCAACAUUUGCUGCUCAAAGACAACAGCAAGUAACAAAAACACCAACAUCAUUCCAAAAUCAAGUCACACAGGCAGCACCAAGAACUCAACAGAAGCAACAAGGUAGAAUUUCAGUGCCAUCACAAGAUUUAGAAUUGCCAUUCGAUAUUGUUAAAGUUUAUGAUGAUGCCACUACUCGUGGACCUCCAGUCUACUACGACUUGAAAGAGAAAAUCUCAGAAUGGAGAGUGCCUGACAAUGGACUUAUUCCACCAAAGUUUGAUAAUGAGACAGACAGUUCACCAAAGAGAUCACUUUUAGAGGAAGGCAAUCAUGGUCAAAAUAGUGACAUUCAAAGUAGUGAAACAAGAAGAUUUGGCAAUUCCAAGACAGUCAAAAUUCAAUACAAAGAUCUUCAAAAAUAUUUCGCAAUUCCCGAAAUUGAAUUUCCAAUUGAAGAUUAUGGACGUGAUGGAUAUGACAAGGAUGAUGCUGUAAAUAGCUUCCAAGUUAAGAUACCAUAUCGAGAAGGUAAUAAUAAGGUGUCAGCUGGUGAAAGAUAUUACUAUCUUGAACAUAGUCAUUGUAAUCCUGAGUGUCAUCCUUACUUCUUCAAACCUGGUCGAUGUGAGCCUUGCAUAAAACUGUAAAUUUUUAAUCUUUAGACUUUUAGGAUAUUUUUGGUCCAAGUGACAUGAAAGUCAUGUGAUUUGAUUGAGAUUAAAGCUUGUCAUAUCACUUUCAUGUCUUUUCGGCCUUCUUUUUAUCUUGUAAGAAUUAGAAAUUCCCAACUUUAAGCUACUUAAAAGAAGAAUAAAAUCUUGAUGGAACUUUGCGAUAAUUCUUUUUGCUGCUAUUAAUUACGUUAAUGCAUAUUAAUUUUACGUCUGUAGAUUUAUGCGAAUCUUCUUUUCUCUAUACAAAAAAAAAAAAGAAACAAUUUGUGUAUAGAUCGUAACUUUUUAAGCUUAUCAUAGAUAUUAAGAUGUUUUUGAAUACAAUAUGUGUCUGGUCAAGGUGGAUAUAAUGUGGAAACUGUAUUUAGGAGUUUGAGAAUUUUUUUUUGCGAGUUGUCAUAGCUCGAAGUUGAUUUGGUUCUAAUCGAGUCGACUUUAAACUGGACUUACUAGGUACGAACAUGAAAUUGAUGUUAAACCAAAACCAGAAAAUAAUUCUUGAAUCUUAAAAAACAGUUUCCAAAUUUUCAAAUUUUCUUGUCAAAUAUAGACAUCUUGAAUCCAGUCUAUCCAUAAAAUUGAAAUUAAGCAUUUGAGAUGAAUCUAACUAUAAAUUAAAAAUAAAAUCGAAUUAAAUACGUUUAUUACUUUACUGAAAAAAAUUGUUAAAGAAAAUUGAUUUUUAAGGACGAAUAAAAAUUUAACAG
Messenger RNA from Chironomus riparius, 2869 nucleotides. NCBI's taxonomy places the organism in Eukaryota, Metazoa, Arthropoda, Insecta, Diptera, Chironomidae. The record is from the annotation of a GenBank genome assembly.